UAUCUUGGGCCGACCGCUGAGAAUACACCAGUUCACCUCCCACCCUUGGCUCACUUCCUACUUCAGGCCAGUAGGCUGAACAAACAAAGAUGACAUUAAUCCCUAUUACAGCGGUGCUUUUCGGCCUUCUUGACUCCGUUGACCGGCCUCAGCUCGCGCCUGAUGCCGUAGGUAUGUUUGUUACUAUAUCGUGAAUCGCUUCAUCUCGCUGCCUCUGAUAACCUGCAUUUCUAUGUGAUCACACAACAAGCUCAACAUGGAGUCCCAUACCAAGCGGAGACAUGCUCCGCAUUGGCCUCCAUUCAAACAGUCAUAUCAGCAACUGGGCUCGACCGAACAUGUUCACCUUACCCCUCUGCCGCCGACGACUGGUGGCUCCCAAAGGUCGAGCCUGCCGAGCGCAAACUUGUUCAGUCCGGACCUCAGUAGCACCACAGCAUACACCCCGGAUCCCAUGAGCGGCACACCCACCGCGCUCUUGAGGUCUCCCAGCAAGUCGGCGGCUACACGCAAGAAAAGUUGGUUUGGCCAGGGAUGGAAAGCAAGUUCGAAGAUAGCGCUGGGCUGCGCCAUAUUCGUGCUGGUUACAAACAUCUGUCUGACUAUCGCCAUCGUGACCAGCGGCAAGUCGAUGAAGAACGGAGUUUAUAUGGUCUAUGAAGGAAGUUGCAGCCAGACUCAAGUCAAGGAUACGUGGGUACAUUUAUGCUUGAACAUGGUCGCAACCAUACUACUGGCAAGUUCGAACUACUGCAUGCAACUGCUCACGUCUCCGAGUCGAAGCGAGCUAGAUAGAGCCCAUGCAAAACGGAAGUGGCUGGACAUCGGCAUACCCAGUAUACGGAAUCUCGGGUCCCUGAGUAAGAAAAAGGUCGCACUGUGGUGGAUGCUGGCGAUUUCUUCGGUUCCUCUUCACCUGAUAUACAACUCUGUCUUCUACUCCGCGCUUGCCACAAACAACUACAGCGUCCUGUAUGCCUCUGAAAGCUUCGUCGAUGGCGCAUCUUAUAAUACGACCAAGUUCCCCAAUACUGAACAGUUGAACAUCACCGACAUCCAGACGAGAGCCAAGUCAUUCCAGGUACUCAACAACGAAGACUGCAUCCAUUCUUAUGCGAAGGAUUUUGUCGAGGACCGUAGCAAUGUGAUCGUGGUGGUCAAAGACCCGCCAACAGACGAGGGCUCACUCUUCGAAACCGCCGACAACGAAUUUCCUGAAGUCAUUACUCCAGAGUACGAUGCGUUCGCUUGGAUCUGCGACAAUCCAAAUGUCGCCAAUGAGACGGGUGCUUGCUGUAAGAAUGAGUACGGCAUUGUACCCUGCCGCAAAAUCACUCCGAAACUCCUCGACAUGGCGGACACAUGGUCGACAGGCGGGUUCCAAGUGGAUCAUUGCUUAUCGGAACGUGUACAAUCACAAUGCCAUCUUCAUUUCUCUCUGGACCUCAUUGCCGUGGUCUUGGCCUUCAAUAUCCUCAAGGUCAUUGGCAUAGGGUACGUGGCCUUCAAUCUCGGAGAAACGCCCCUGGUCAAUGUUGGCGACGCUAUUCAGUCCUUCCUGCGCAUUCCUGACCACACUACCGAGGGCAUGUGUCUAGCUAGCCACGCGAGCGUUGUUGCCUCCUCAAAAAUAGGCUAUUUAGCAAUGCCGACUCGAUAUGAUCCCAAGCAAUACCGAUAUUAUCAUGCAGCAACAUGGGGCCAGUGGACCUUCCUGAUGUCCAUAUUCACCCUGGUGAUUGUCGGCACUGCAGUGUGCUUAGCACUGGGCAUCAGGAAUUUCGUUGGCGAAAAGACAAUUGGGAAUGCAUGGUCGAUCGGGUUGGGCAACGUAAAACCCGAGAACCUCGUCAUGGGCUUGAGUAUAGGCUACGGCGACAGAUCCAUUGCGAUAUCGACCCUGAUUGCCAACACGCCACAAGCCAUAUUUUCCUUCCUGUACGUCUGCUACAACGCGCUCUUUACAGUCAUGUUCCUCUCCCGCGAGCUUUCACGCUUCAGCGUCACUGCCGGUCGUGGUCGAAAAUACCUCCGCGUGACCGAUUCUCGAGGCGAACAAAAGAGCACAUACUUCCUCAGUCUGCCGUACAAAUACGGCAUUCCUUUACUGGUCGGCUCUGGGCUGUUGCACUGGCUGGUCUCGCAGAGUAUAUUUCUCGCCAACAUCACCAUCAUCCCACGCGACGGCGAGGUGCCGAUGCAGGAUGAGAUCACCACGGUGGCAUACUCACCCAUUGCCAUGCUGUUUAUACUGUUUGUCGUCUUCGCACUGCUUGUCUUCGUGUUCGCCAUUGCUAUGCGCAAAUUGCCCAUGGGCAUGCCGCUCAUUGGGAGCAAUUCGCUAGCUAUCAGCGCCGCUUGUCAUCCCCCCAUGGGCCUGGACCAGAGCGAGCGCGAGGAUAUGGUGUUACGUCCGCUGAACUGGGGAGCCGUGCCCGGUGCAGGCAAGGUUAGUGACUUGGGCAUUCGAGGUUACGAAGUGGAAAGUCCAGAUGAUGGGCAGAACGUGGGACAUUGUUGUUUCAGUGAUCAGCCCCUCGAGCCACCUGAACGAGGGAGGUUUUAUGCAUGAUGUUUCUUUUUCUCAUGCUUAUGCAUAGCGUUCAUCAGGGGGAACUGCAUAGCGACGGCAUUGAGCAUCUUAUCAUACUAUUUUGACAGA
Molecule: messenger RNA, 2662 nt
Organism: Exophiala xenobiotica
Lineage: Eukaryota; Fungi; Ascomycota; Eurotiomycetes; Chaetothyriales; Herpotrichiellaceae
Exons: 3
Coding region: 257-2572 (771 amino acids)
Source: RefSeq, a predicted model, not a curated record